Messenger RNA from Chanos chanos (milkfish), 714 nucleotides. It is a transcript of the gene pdcb, whose product is annotated as phosducin b. Gene Ontology annotation, cellular component: photoreceptor outer segment. The coding region runs from base 1 to 714 and encodes 237 amino acids. Gene Ontology annotation, biological process: regulation of G protein-coupled receptor signaling pathway. NCBI's taxonomy places the organism in Eukaryota, Metazoa, Chordata, Actinopteri, Gonorynchiformes, Chanidae. The transcript has 3 exons. The record is from RefSeq and is a predicted model, not a curated record.
AUGUCAGGCAAUACAGUGGAUGAGGAAGAGGUGACUGUUACCCACACAGGACCAAAGGGUGUCAUCAAUGACUGGAGAAAGUUUAAGCUGGAAAGUAUGGACCAAGAGUCUUUGCCUCCCAACAAGAGAGAGCUGCUGAGACAGAUGUCCUCCCCUCACAAACCUAAAGAUGACGCUAAGGGUGGGCUCAACCGCAAGAUGAGCGCGCAGGAGUACGAGCUGAUUAAGGAAGAUGACGAGAAGUGUCUGCGUCGAUACCGUAAGCAGUGCAUGCAGGAAAUGCACGAACGCCUCAGCUUUGGGCCGAAAUUUGAGGGCGUCUACGAGCUAGAUAGCGGCGAAGCCUUUCUGGAGGUCAUCGAGAAGGAGCACCGCCUCACCGUGGUGGUGGUGCACAUCUAUAAGGACGGAAUCAAAGGCUGCGAGGCCCUUAACAACUGCCUGGACUGCUUGGCCACCGAGUACCCAAGCGUGAAGUUCUGCAAGAUCAGUGCAGCCGCCACAGGGGCAGGAGACCGUUUCUCGGAUGAUGUGCUGCCUGCAUUACUGGUGUACAAGUCCGGGGAGCUGCUGGGCAACUUCUUGGCCGUAACGCAGCAUCUCAGCGAAGAGUUUUUCGCCACCGACGUUGAAACCUUCCUGAACGAGUAUGGACUAUUGCCCGAGAAAGAGUUCUCACCUGGCGCAGAUGAGGAGGAGGCGGAUGUGGAGUGA